Molecule: messenger RNA, 1566 nt
Organism: Pochonia chlamydosporia 170
Lineage: Eukaryota; Fungi; Ascomycota; Sordariomycetes; Hypocreales; Clavicipitaceae
Product: nedd8-like protein
Exons: 6
Coding region: 1-1566 (521 amino acids)
Source: RefSeq, a predicted model, not a curated record
AUGAAGCCAUCGUUGAUACAUCUUUCUCUGGUAGCCGCUGCCAAUGCGGUGACAGUCCCUCUCGAAGCAAGAAAUUCCAACUGCAGCAUUAAAUGGACCAAGUGCGACGCGGCUCUCGAGAAGCUAAAGACGAGUAAAUUGCCGAUUGAAUGUGCCAAUGUCACGGCUCCGUUGGACUACACCAAGAGGGACUCCAAAGAGACGGUUACACUGGAGCUGAUUAGGGUUCCAGCGGUGAAGAAGCCGUCCAAGGGGACUAUUCUGUUUAACUUUGGUGGACCUGGUGAUGCUGGUCGUACAGGAAUGCUGGAACAGAUGGAUCAACUUAUGCCCUCUGUUGGGUAUCAGCAUGAUCUGGUAGCUUUUGAUCCUCGUGGUACCGUCAACACCUUGACAUUCACUUGCCGCAACGAGACUGAGCUGGCUGCAUUUACAUCCAAAUUCCCAACCUACAGCAACUCUUCCGACAACGCACUGGGUAGAACCUGGGCCGGUCAAGGCGUAGUUGCCGAGACGUGUUACGAGCGCAAGAAGAGCAUUGGAUCGUAUGUUGGUACGGCAUUUACGGCCAGGGACUUGAUGACUGUGGUGGAUGCCCUCGGCGAGGAUGGCUUGUUGCGCUACUGGGGAUUCUCCUACGGAACUACUCUUGGAGCAACCGUUGCAGCCAUGUUCCCCGACCGCAUGGAUAAGGUUAUCCUAGAUGGCGUUCAAAACGCCCACGAGUACUACCACUCACACGACGAACAAAUGAACCUAAUGGCCGACGAAAGUUUCUCCGGCUUCUUCAAACACUGCGUCGAGUCACCCACCUGUCCCCUAGCCAGCAAGAACCACACUGCCGCACAGCUAGAGCGCCAGUUUUGGAACUUUUUGUACAAGGUCAAAUACGAUCCCGUCCGAGUAGGCACCGAUAUCGUCGACUACGACAUGAUUAAGAAUGUUGUUGUUGCUAGUCUCUAUGGGCCAAGUUCCUGGAUCAAUCUCGCCAAGAGUCUGGGCGAUCUGUUCAACAAAAACAAUGCCACGACGCUGAUUGAAUACGAAAAGAAGAUUCGAGGCAACGUCCAAGCUUCUGUAACUCCGGAUGCCAAUCCCGGUAUUCAGUGCGGCGACAAGGACAUCAAGCGUGUCGUCUCUCGCGAGGAUUUUAUGCCUGUCGUCAACGAGAAGUACAACACUUCGAAGGCUAUUGCCGAUAGCUUGAUGUUUUCGGACAUGGCGUGCGCGCAGUGGAAGAUGGAUGCGAAGGAGCGAUAUGGCGGUGACUUUCACGUGAAGACGAAGAAGCCGUUGCUGUUUAUUGGGAAUACUUGGGAUCCCAUGACUCCUUAUCAGUCGGCGCAUAAUAUGAGUAGUGGGUUUGAGGGCAGUGGACUUAUUGAACUGAAGUCUUAUGGGCAUGGUUCUUUUGCGCAACCGUCGGCGUGUGUUGUUCGUGCUGUGAGGGAGUAUUUUGCGACGGGGAAGAUUCCGGAGAAGGGGAAGAAGUGUGAGACGGAUACGCCGGCGUUUUCGGGCAAGACUUUUGCGGACGUGUUGAAGAUUGUUGAUGGGUCGAAGUAG